AUGGCGACGGCCUUGAGAGAGGAGGAGCUGGACAACGAAGACUACUACUCGCUGCUGAACGUGCGCCGGGAGGCCUCUUCUGAAGAGCUAAAAGCUGCCUACCGGCGGCUCUGCAUGCUUUACCAUCCCGACAAGCACCGAGAUCCAGAGCUCAAAUCACAAGCUGAGCAACUGUUUAACCUUGUCCACCAGGCUUAUGAAGUUCUCAGUGAUCCCCAAACCAGGGCCAUCUAUGAUAUCUAUGGGAGAAAAGGACUGGAAAUGGAAGGAUGGGAGAUCGUGGAAAGGAGACGAACGCCUGCUGAAAUCAGAGAAGAGUUUGAGCGGCUUCAGAGAGAGCGGGAAGAAAGGAGACUUCAGCAGCGAACCAAUCCCAAGGGAACCAUCAGCGUGGGAGUAGAUGCCACGGACCUUUUUGAUCGCUAUGAUGAAGACUAUGAAGACGUUCCUGGAAGUGGUUUCCCUCAGAUUGAAAUCAACAAAAUGCACAUUUCCCAAUCCAUCGAGGCACCCUUGACAGCAACAGACACAGCCAUCCUCUCUGGAAGCCUUUCAACCCAGAAUGGGAAUGGAGGAGGUUCCAUUAACUUUGCCCUUCGGCGAGUGACUUCUGCAAAGGGAUGGGGAGAGUUUGAAUUUGGAGCUGGAGACCUCCAAGGCCCUUUAUUUGGCCUAAAGCUGUUUCGUAACCUUACACCAAGAUGCUUUAUUACGACCAAUUGUGCUCUGCAGUUUUCAUCCCGGGGAAUCCGGCCUGGCCUGACCACUGUGUUGGCAAGGAACCUGGAUAAGAACACCAUGGGCUAUUUGCAGUGGCGAUGGGGCAUCCAGUCAGCCAUGAACACCAGCAUCGUCCGGGACACAAAGACCAGCCACUUCACUGUGGCCUUUCAGCUUGGUAUCCCCCACUCGUUUGCAUUGAUCAGCUAUCAACAUAAAUUCCAGGACGAUGAUCAGACGCGUGUGAAAGGUUCUCUCAAGACCGGUUUCUUUGGGACGGUGGUAGAAUACGGAGCAGAGAGGAAGAUUUCUAGGCACAGUAUUUUAGGAGCUUCAGUCAGCAUCGGCAUCCCACAGGGCGUGUCUCUCAAAAUCAAGCUAAAUAGGGCUAGCCAGACUUAUUUCUUCCCUAUUCACUUGACGGAUCAGCUCCUUCCCAGUGCUAUAUUCUAUGCCACCGUGGGACCUCUGGUUGUCUACUUUGCCAUGCACCGACUAGUCAUCAAACCGUACCUCAGGGCGCAGAAGGAGAAAGAACUGGAGAAACAGAGGGAGAGCACAGCCACCGACAUCCUGCAGAAGAAACAGGAGGCAGAGUCUGCUGUUCGGUUGAUGCAGGAAUCGGUCCGAAGAAUAAUUGAGGCUGAAGAGUCCAGAAUGGGACUGAUCAUCCUGAAUGCUUGGUAUGGCAAAUUUGUCAAUGACAAGAGCAGGAAGAACGAGAAGGCCAAAGUGAUCGAUGUGACCGUUCCCCUACAGUGCCUGGUAAAGGACUCCAAGCUCAUCCUCACAGAGGCCUCCAAGGCUGGACUCCCUGGGUUUUAUGACCCCUGCGUGGGUGAAGAGAAGAGCCUCAAAGUGCUUUACCAGUUUCGAGGUGUGCUGCACCAAGUGAUGGUGACCGACAGCGAGGCCCUCCGGAUACCAAAGCAAUCUCACAGGAUUGAUACAGAUGGAUAAAUCUUGUGGGAAAACGAAGGGUCAGUACCCGAGUCAAGAAACUGCAAAACCUCUUUUCCUGGGAGUCUGCAAGUUUGAAAACACAUGAAACAGAAACCUCCAGAUGUUUUUAUUUUGUAUUAUUCCCGUAGAAGGCCAUUUACCAAUUAUGGGAAGGGGCACAUGAACACGCCAGCUUUCACAGGUACUGUAGUACUUUGGCAAUACUGCCCUCCCCUAGAACUGCAGAGCUGACCGAUGGCUGUUUCCUCAAGGAGCCGGGGGGGCCAGAUUGUGGCCCUGCUGGGAAAAGGACCACAGGGGGCCCAGAGCCCUGAGGCCUUCUGUCAUAUCCUCCAGCAUCUGAGCUGACAGUGACCCAUCCACCCCAAAUGGUUCUUUCAUGAGGCAUCUAUGGAACAUCAUACCCUCCCCCUUAGUUCUGGGGGCUUCCCGCAAACCAAGUGGAGCCAUGGCUUGGCCCCCAUGACCAAGAGACUGGGCAUCCUCCCCGUCUGAACUUCCUCCCACCAACAUCCUUGUCUUGUGGUGAUUCACUGAAAAGUAGAUUUGGAGACAUUCUGAAUUUACCAAACGCUUGUUACUUGAGAACAAUGUAUCUGGAAACUCUCUCUGCCUCUCCACUGCUUUAUUUGUCUUUACAAUUACCACUAAAACUGCCGAGGCCCGGGAUUCAGCUUUCUCAUUUGUUUCCUUCCUCCCAUGUGACCAGCAUCUUUGUAAACAUUACCUGCCUCUCCCCCCCCACAAUGCAUGGAACACCAUGGAUCUUUCCCAAGUUUUCACCUAAUCUGGCUGAGAACUAGGAUCGCUACCACUCACUGCACAGUCUGGAGAGGAGCAGGCUGCAGGGAGAAAGGGCCUGGGAGGGGGUGGGGGGAAUCCAGCCAAAGUUCUGGAGAGGUGCCAAAUGGAGGGAGGCUUCUUGUAGGAGGUGAGCAGUGUAGGAAUCCUUCCAGGACCCUCCCAGACCUCCAGCAGGUGGCCCAGGGGCAUCUCCCUCUGGGGAAGCUGCCUUGGGGCCGAUAGGGAUGGUACGGCCUCCCCACCGAAGGCCAGGCUGUCUAAGGGACAGGGGGUGGCCCCUUCAUUCUCAGUGGCAUCAUUCUACUCUCGAAGGGCCCCUUUCUUAACCUGCCUGUUCUGUGGAUACAAAAGAUGUCAGGAACCAGGAUACACUUGAAUAGUCUUCCAAGUUACCUGUAGUAAACAACCUAACAAGCAAAGGGGCCUGUUGUCUUGGUCAUGGCCUGGGCCUUGUUCCUCAACUCCUCUGAGGGUUGUGACCCUUUUCCUGAGUGUGCAAUCACGUGAGCAGGAGUUUGAUACGAAGUGGCUCCGACAGCUAAUGCCAGAGAGCCACAUACCCACCCUUCUGUCCUCCCAUAGCUAUCGGAAUCAAGCUCUCCAUGCCUGAGCUUUGGGAUCAGAGUGAUCAGUCAUAAUCCUUCCCUCCAAUUUUUAAAAAAUAGUUCAGGUUGUGUAAUUCUGUGACAUUCGUGCCCAUUUUUACAAAGUUUCCCAGACCUGAUGCUAAGAAUACAAAUUGUGCAAUAAACUUCGCUGAAUGACUGACCCAGAGUGGCCUGUUGUCCCCUUUGCUGCAGAUGGUUCUUUUGGGUAUCAAUUUUCUUCAAUUUGUUUGAAGCUGGUUGUACAGAAGGCACUGUAUUGUCAAUAAUAAACCCUUUCUGAAAGCUGGA
Gracilinanus agilis (Agile Gracile Mouse Opossum) is the source of this 3383-nucleotide messenger RNA. It is a transcript of the gene DNAJC11, whose product is annotated as DnaJ heat shock protein family (Hsp40) member C11. NCBI's taxonomy places the organism in Eukaryota, Metazoa, Chordata, Mammalia, Didelphimorphia, Didelphidae. Bases 1 to 1680 code for a protein of 559 amino acids. Gene Ontology annotation, biological process: cristae formation. The record is from RefSeq and is a predicted model, not a curated record. The transcript has 16 exons.